UACCAGCAUUUAUCACCACCACAAUGUCUCUUGAUUAUAAACAAGUCAAAUUUGACAUCCCCAUCGCGUCGUACCGUGAUUGCACCUCCUUCAAACCAGACCUUCCCCCUGAUUACUACUACCUUGGGCCUGUAGCCACUAGUGACUCGGUCGCUGAUCAAAACGGGUUGAUCGUGAAAGCGCUCGAUGCAUCCGCCCUCGCCGACGUCGUCGGAUGGAAGAAAGUGGGGCCUAACAACGAGCCCGAGCCUCCGCCCCCCUUCUCCACAUGGCGCGGCACUGCCCCAGAGGGGUACAUCGUCGUCGGUGACUUCUUUGUCACUGGCAACAGCGAGCCAACGCCCGAGCAGACGAAGGGAAUCAAGGCGAUCAGGAAGGACCUUGUGCAUGAGCUGCGCGUACAGCGUAUGAUUUGGGAAGGAAGGCAGCCAUGGUCUGUCGUCACACUAUGGGACGUUGUGGCUGUUCCCCUCCUUUUCAUUACCACUGGCGCGUUUGCGUCCGUUCCGGAUAGGAGUGCAGACGAUACUAACUUGGCCGUAUUACGGUUCAAUGUCAAUCAAGUAUGAGAAACGUCUAAAGAUGAUUGACCGAAAUGACAAAUGUAUUAGUACUGUAACUAUUCCGCAUAUCUUGUUGUACGAGUGUUUUCCCCUAGUGAAAUUGAGUACGUAAUUGCAUUUAUUGUGGUGGCUCUAUGUUAGUAUAUAACUCGAAAAUAACUUGAACUUAAAUCAUCGAUCGAUUCCGU
Messenger RNA from Serpula lacrymans var. lacrymans S7.9, 751 nucleotides. RefSeq lists its product as uncharacterized. Lineage: Eukaryota; Fungi; Basidiomycota; Agaricomycetes; Boletales; Serpulaceae. The coding region runs from base 24 to 569 and encodes 181 amino acids. The record is from RefSeq and is a predicted model, not a curated record. The transcript is spliced from 3 exons.